Messenger RNA from Apaloderma vittatum (bar-tailed trogon), 2042 nucleotides. Its product is annotated as mineralocorticoid receptor-like. The transcript has a single exon. The record is from RefSeq and is a predicted model, not a curated record. Lineage: Eukaryota; Metazoa; Chordata; Aves; Trogoniformes; Trogonidae. The coding region runs from base 264 to 2042 and encodes 592 amino acids.
UUUGGGUCUUUUCUAACUGCUGAGCGGCAGUUUUUCCCUCGGACCCCGUCGGGCUGUCAUGUCCUUGAGACCUUUUCCUUCGGUUUGAUUGAAAUUGGACAAAUGGCUGAGAGGUGAUGGAUGGGGCAGGGAAACGGGACUGGCAGGCAGACGGAGAGGAGGAUAGACAGAGUGAGCGGAUAUGCCUUGUUUCCUUAGGAAAUUAGGAAAUUUCCUUAGGAAGUCACACUGUCCUGUCAUUUAUUGAUUUUGCUUCUUUGUAUAUGUCUUUGCUAGUUAUGGAGACAAAAGGAUACCACAGCUACCCAGAAGGCUUAGAUAUGGAGAGACGGUGGGGACAAGUUUCUCAGUCUGUGGAGUAUUCUUCUAUAGGUGCUGGAGAGCAGACUGGUGACAGUAACUACAUGGAGAUUGUAAACGUAAGCUGCGCUGCCGGUGCUUUUGCGAACAGCAACGCUCAAGGAAACAACAAAGAAAAACCUGAGCUACUCUCCUGCCUGCAGCAAGACAGCAGUCAGCCUGGUCUUUUGCCCUCCGACAUCAAAACUGAAACGGAGUCGAAGGAGCUGUCAGCAACGGUGGCUGAAUCCAUGGGGUUAUAUAUGGAUUCGAUCCGAGACGCCGAUUACCCCUACGAUCAGCAGAACCAGGGGAGCCCGGGAAAGAUCUACCAGAACGUGGAACAGCUUGUGAAGCUCUACAAGGAGAACGGCCAUAGCUCUUCUCCCCUCCACAGUGCCAGCAGGCCCUUGAGGUCUUUGAUGUCGGACUCCGGGAGUGCCGUGAACGGUGGUGCCAUGCAUGCUAUUGUCAAAAGCCCCAUCAUGUGUCAAGAGAAAAGCCCUUCGGGCUGCAGCCCUCAGAACAUGGCUUCCUCGGUGUGCAGCCCUGCAGGGGUUAACUCCGUGUCCUCGACUACUGCUAACUUUGGGAACUUUGCCGUGCACAGCCCCAUCGGUCAGGGAACCCCUCUGUCAUGCUCGCCGAACGUUGAAAACCGGGGGUCUAUGCUGCACAGUCCCGCGCACGUUAGCAACGUCGGGUCUCCGCUUUCUAGCCCUAUAAGUAGCAUGAAAUCGCCGAUUUCUAGUCCUCCCAGUCAUUGCAGUGUGAAAUCUCCCGUCUCGAGUCCCAGUAAUAUCACGAUGCGAUCUUCUGUGUCCAGUCCUGCGAACCUGAACUCGAGGAGCUCCAUUGCCAGCCCUUCCAAUGCCAACAACAGGUCCACUCGCUCCAGUCCGGCAGUUAGCACUGUGGGAUCGUCCAUCUGUAGCCCCGUCAACAGCUCCCUAGGAUUCCCGGCUUCCGGCACGCCGGUGGGACCUAGCAGAAGCCAAGACACCGUUCCCAGUCCAGACACGAAAGACAAGGGUGCUCAAGAACUCCCGUUUCCUAAGAUGGAGGAAAUGGAGAAUGCCAUCUCCAACAACAGUCAGAUGAACCUUGUUCAGUUCAUAAAACCCGAGCCAGACGGUUCGUUCGGCAGCGCGUGCAUUGGCGACAGCAGCAAAAUAAACUCCGACUCCCCUUUUUCAGUACCGGUGAAGCAAGAGUCAGCCAAGCAUCCUUGUUCUGGUGCCACUUUUAAAGGGAAUCAAACAGUAAAUCCUUUCCCAUUUACAGAUGGCUCGUAUUUUUCUUUUAUGGAUGACAAAGACUAUUACUCUCUUUCCGGGAUUUUAGGACCACCUGUUUCUUCGUUUGACGGAAGUUGUGAAGGUAGCGGUUUUCCAAAUCCAGGCCUACGUGUGGGAAUUAAGCAGGAGCCUGACGAUGGCAGCUAUUACCAAGAAAACAGUAUACCAUCCUCUGCCAUUGUGGGUGUAAAUUCAGGUGGACAGUCAUUUCACUACAGGAUCGGUGCCCAAGGCACGAUAUCUUUGUCGCGGCCGGUUGCUCGGGAGCAGGCGUUUCAGCACUUGAGCUCGUUCCCUCCCGUCAGCACGCUAGUGGAGACCUGGAAGUCGCAUUCGGAGUUGGCAUCCAGAAGAGGUGAUGGGUAUCCAGUUCUAGAGUACAUUCCAGAAAACGUGUCCAGGUGA